This is a messenger RNA of Rhododendron vialii, 1586 nucleotides long. Its product is annotated as exopolygalacturonase-like. The coding region runs from base 102 to 1370 and encodes 422 amino acids. NCBI's taxonomy places the organism in Eukaryota, Viridiplantae, Streptophyta, Magnoliopsida, Ericales, Ericaceae. The record is from RefSeq and is a predicted model, not a curated record. Gene Ontology annotation, molecular function: polygalacturonase activity. The transcript has 5 exons. Gene Ontology annotation, biological process: carbohydrate metabolic process.
AAAUCAACACCUCUCUUUCUCUCUCUCUUUAUAACUACUACUUCCAAACAGAAAACAUUUGCAGCCCAUUUUUAGGGCUUGCAGUUAUCAAGAAUAUUGCAAUGGCCUGCAGCAUGGGGAGAAGAGCUAGCUCAAUCGGGCUUUUGAUUGUGUUGUGUUUAGCUCUGGUCUCUUGCGGGGCCAACGCUAGGGGUGGCCGCGGUGGUCGUGGUCGUGGUCGUGGCGGCAGGGGCAGAGGCGUUCCUCCUAAUGUGGUCACGGGGAAAGAGUUUAACGUCUUGCAAUUUGGUGCCGUGCCCGGAGGAAGAGAGGAUAGCACCGAGGGUUUCAUGCACGCAUGGAUAGCAGCAUGUUCCUUCCCGAGCGCUGCUCGGGUGGUUAUCCCCCCAGGGGUUUUCAAAGUGGCCGAAAUCAUAUUUAGUGGCCCAUGCAAAAGCCCGACUCCCAUUGUGGUACAAGUUAUGGGGACCGUAAGAGCGGACUCGGAUCUUUCUAAUUACCCCGAUAAGGGAUGGAUAACGGUCACCCGCGUCAACGGAAUCAUGAUCCUCGGCGGAGGGACUCUCGAUGCCCAAGGCGCGAACAUGUGGAAGUACAACGAUUGCAAAAGGAAUUCCGACUGCGUCCAUCUCCCUGCCACUCUGUAUCUGGUAAAUGUCCAGAAUGCCCGCAUCCAGUGGGUCCAUUUGGUUAACAGCAUGGGAUUUCACAUGCAUGUAUCAGAGUGCCAAGACGUUAGGGUGAAUCAUGUUGACAUUACUGCCCCUGCGGAGAGCCCGAACACCGACGGGAUCCACGUUAGCAGAUCUCAACUUGUCAAGAUUGGAACAACCAAUAUUGCCACCGGCGACGACUGCAUCUCUGUAGGGCAAGGAGCCAUGAAUGUCACUGUGAAGAAAGUUACAUGUGGUCCUGGACACGGCUUUAGUGUGGGAAGCCUUGGGAAGUUGCCUAACGAAUUGGACGUGAGAGGAGUCAUAGUCAGGAACUGCACCUUAACGGGCACAACCAACGGUGUCAGGAUCAAAACAUUUCCGGCGUCAGAUCCGAGCAGAGCUUCAGGAAUCGUGUUCGGCAAUAUUGUCAUGAACAAUGUUGUGAAUCCCGUCAUCAUCGAUCAAUAUUACGGUGGCAGACCCACCGACAAGCCUUCUCGUGUGAAGAUCAGCGAUGUUACAUACCAAGACAUAAGGGGAACAACAACCUCACCGGUUGCAGUCAACCUCAUGUGCAGCAAAUUGGUUCCUUGUCAAAACCUGAAAUUAAUCAACAUCAAGUUGAGGUCCAUUGCAGGAAUGAUCAGCUCUGCAUGCACGAACGCCCAAGUCGGAUACACUGGAAUACAAAAUCCACCACCUUGCAAGAGAUGAGAUUCUUGAUUGAUUGAUUGAUUGAGGAGAUUACAUUCUUACAAACAAUAAGAUUUGUAGAAUAGAGGGGAUCGAUAUUUCGGAUAUGGAGUACUGUUAAAUUUCUAGUUAUGUUUGCGCGUUAUUUUUGUUUCUUGUUCUUUGGUUUUCAUUUGGAAUGCACAAGUUUCGUGAAUAAUUAAUGUUAUGAUCAAUGUUUAUAUAUCGAAGAGACGU